Molecule: messenger RNA, 348 nt
Organism: Suillus subaureus
Lineage: Eukaryota; Fungi; Basidiomycota; Agaricomycetes; Boletales; Suillaceae
Exons: 4
Coding region: 1-348 (115 amino acids)
Source: RefSeq, a predicted model, not a curated record
AUGAAGGAUGCUCUUGCUGAGAAGGCUGCACAUGCACUCGCAUUUAAGGAAUUUGAUCCUGUCAUCACUCCUGAGCAUUGCUCUACAUGGUUAGCAGAAAUGCAAACUUGGGAAGAUAAUCUGAAUGACACAUCAAUCUCUAAUCUGCUUGAGACCAAAGCCAUGGCUAGAAUGCAAGCAGGAGUAAGGCUAAAGUUCAUGGAGCUGGAGGCCAAGGAGCUUCAGCAUAGACCUGGAAGAGGAACAGCAUCAUCUGGCCAAUAUUGCCAAGUUGAUGGGUCAACAUGCUACCAACACACAGAAAGGCAGUCUCACACAGAUGCAGAACUCACUUCAUCAUUGUUAUGA